Messenger RNA from Schistocerca nitens (vagrant locust), 1062 nucleotides. Its product is annotated as proline-rich protein 36-like. The transcript is spliced from 3 exons. Bases 1 to 1062 code for a protein of 353 amino acids. Lineage: Eukaryota; Metazoa; Arthropoda; Insecta; Orthoptera; Acrididae. The record is from RefSeq and is a predicted model, not a curated record.
AUGUUUACCACCGGUGAGCUAGAGGGAGGCGCCGUGGUCGGUGCGGAGCUGGAGCGUCGCGGCUGCAGCCCAGACCAGCCCAGGCCAGGCCAGUGCCCACGCCGUGUGCUGGUCCCCCCGCCCUCCCUCGUCUUACAGCAGAGCUGCUCCUGGCUGCUGCCCCUUUGCGCCCCUGCAGCGUCGCGGCUGCAGCCCAGACCAGCCCAGGCCAGGCCAGUGCCCACGCCGUGUGCUGGUCCCCCCGCCCUCCCUCGUCUUACAGCAGAGCUGCUCCUGGCUGCUGCCCCUUUGCGCCCCUGCAGCGUCGCGGCUGCAGCCCAGACCAGCCCAGGCCAGGCCAGUGCCCGCGCCGUCUGCUGGUCCCCCCGCCCUCCCUCGUCUUACAGCAGAGCUGCUCCUGGCUGCUGCCCUGCCCCUUUGCGCCCCUGCAGCGUCGCGGCUGCAGCCCAGACCAGCCCAGUGCCCGCGCCGUCUGCUGGUCCCCCCGCCCUCCCUCGUCUUACAGCAGAGCUGCUCCUGGCUGCUGCCCUGCCCCUUUGCGCCCCUGCAGCGUCGCGGCUGCAGCCCAGACCAGCCCAGGCCAGGCCAGUGCCCGCGCCGUCUGCUGGUCCCCCCGCCCUCCCUCGUCUUACAGCAGAGCUGCUCCUGGCUGCUGCCCCUUUGCGCCCCUGCAGCGUCGCGGCUGCAGCCCAGACCAGCCCAGGCCAGGCCAGUGCCCGCGCCGUCUGCUGGUCCCCCCGCCCUCCCUCGUCUUACAGCAGAGGUGCUCCUGGCUGCUGCCCCUUUGCGCCCCUGCAGCGUCGCGGCUGCAGCCCAGACCAGCCCAGGCCAGGCCAGCGCCCGCGCCGUGUGCUGGUCCCCCCGCCCUCCCUCGUCUUUAAACGCUGGCGCAGCACCAGUAAGUCUGCCAGCGCACGGGCUGCACUGGUGAUGAAUAUUUCAUGGCCACACGGCGACACGCGCUCCCCUGCCAGCCGAAGCUGCACCCCCACCACACUACUGUGCGGAUCACCAGGGCUGCCCACUGCCCUGCAAGGUAGUAAGUAUGGCUACGUGGGAUAG